GAACAGUUCCCGUGUUUGAAGCGACUGGGUUUGAACACCCCGCUGCCGAUUGGAGAACACGAAUCGUCUUACAUAUUCUUGCCGCCGGCUGUGAUUGCGUUUAUUUUGUCAAGGGCGCCUCUUUUGGAAUGCGCCGACUUUGGCUACUGCUCCGCCAUUUACGACACCGACGUGGACCGGAUGUUGCAGGACGCCGGGGCGUCCCGGGUGCAGCGGCUCACACUUCGGGGCGCCUACAGGUUGAGCAACGAAGCAGUCAUGAAGUUGAUCCAAGGGUUUCCUGAACUCAAAAUGAUGGCUAUGAAGAUUUUACCCAGGGACCGACUGGUGGAAAUGGAAAAGCUCAAGACUUGUCUCAAAGAGCAAAACGCUGACGUGACACUCUUGACUUACGGCAAUUACUGAAGUACUGUAUAAAAUUAUUUGAUCACCAGGAUCGAUUUAUUUGUACUGUAUUAUGAUUCGACCAAAACUUUCAUGCGUUCUUUUGAUAAAAAAGAAAAUGAUGUGCC
Messenger RNA from Notodromas monacha, 512 nucleotides. Lineage: Eukaryota; Metazoa; Arthropoda; Ostracoda; Podocopida; Cyprididae. The record is from the annotation of a GenBank genome assembly.